UGAAGUGUUCUCGUCAUUAACAUUCUGUAAAACGAAUCUCUUCUUGUGCCUUUCCUCCCUCGUCUGGCCUUUAAACAACAUGUGGACUCCUGCAAAUGGACGUCACGCCAAAUACUAAGGAGUGUUUAGCUGAGAAGUUCGUCCAGUUGCAGGAACUUGAGCACGAUGUCCGUUUCAGUACAGCAGAGAGAUGCGUGGUUACCCCCAGACUGGGAGGAUGAUGAGCGUAUGGCUUUCUUAUUCUCUGCCUUUAAAGAAAACCGAGAUGUAGACUGUACAGACUGGGAUGGGAAGAUCGACUUCUGGAGCCCUCUGAUCAUUAAUCACUGCAGGCGACGCGGUUCAGUAUGUGUGAAUCUGCAGGACCUAAAUGAGAAUUUCAGAAGAAAGGGGACUGUACCUCUGGGCUUGAGUACUGUAAUUCAGAGCAUGAUCAGGAGUGGGAAGGUGCAGAAGGAAUCAGAGUAUGCUGCAAAUGUAGACUUGGGCUGGUUGUCGUGGGGUCUUGGACUCUUGUUAGUUCGGCCUCUGAAAUGGACUCUGUCUGCUCUGCUGGGCAGUGGAAGAGUUCCUCUAGAGGAGUCGUUUGUUGUGAUAGAUCUGGUAAAAGAAAAGGCAGCAGCACUUUUGGUGGCAUACCGGAGUUCUCCGUUAGCAGAACGCUCUCUGCUGUCUUUCCAUGAGAUGCGUGCUCUCUCCAGUCACAUCUGUCCAGAUGAAAGCACACUUUGCAUGGCCCUGCUACAGCUACAGAGGGAAAAACAUGUAACAGUUUCACUCCAUGAGGGCGAAAAGCUGGUGAAAUUUAGUCAGACAGGGCAAAGCCGCGUGUCUCCCGUCAGCGAGGUGGACCUGGGCAUUUAUCAGCUACAGCGCAGUGAGAAACUUCUGGAAGAGAGGGUGGAGGCGUUGGGACAGGAAGCAGAAAAGUGCAAACAACAGGCAAAAGCUCUGCUUAAAGAAGGGAAGAAAUCCCAGGCCCUGAGGUGUUUACGUGGAGGCAAGCGGGUGGAGAAGAAAGCAAAUCGUCUCUCCGCUCAGCUUGAGACUGUGAAGGGGAUCCUGGAAAGGAUAGCAAACUCCCAAACCGAUCGCCUGGUGAUGCAGGCAUACCAGGCUGGUGUGGCAGCUCUAAGAAUCUCAUUGAAGGGUGUAACUGUGGAGCGGGCAGAGAACCUGGUUGAUCAGAUACAGGAGUUGUGCGACACUCAGGAUGAAGUUAACCAGACUCUUGCCAGUGGAGCACUGGAUUCUGGUGGGGACUCAGAUGAGCUGGAGGAAGAGCUGAAGUCAUUAUUGGAGAAAAACGAUGUGCUACCGGAGGUCCCCACACAUUCUGUUUCUCCAGCAAGAAAAACGGGUAUCUCCGAUUAUUUUCUCCAGUCUUUGCCCUCGGUGCCUGAUGGCAGCCUAAGCAUCACAGACGAGGAGUUGGAAAGAGAACUAAGUCAGCUUUCAGUCUCUGACACAGCUGUACAGAAAGGAAGCAUUUCUGCUCAGAGGAGGCUCGAGCCGGCACAGUGACGUUUCAGUACAAGUAUUCACUAAAAUGGAAAAAUUAAUCAUAAUAUACUGAGAAAGCCAUUAAAUACAUGUGUCCAUUCAUUGUAAAACGCCCUUUUAGAGCUGCUCAGGAUAUAGUCCAAAAACCCAAAAGUCUAAUUUGCCAUGGGUUCCCUAUGGAUUGUCCUUUUGGGUUUUUAAAAUGGGGUUUUUGAACUUUUGUAUAAAAUAAGGUCUGUUCGAAACAUUACUUGACUGAGUUGACUGUGCGUAAUUUGCUGUAGAACAAAACGCCCUGGCAUCGUCAAGUAAUAUUUACUACAAAACUUAUUUUACACACAAAAUCAAAAACCCCAUUAUAAAACACGUUGGAAAAUCUGAGGGGUCCCAUGGCAAAUUAUAGUUCCGGGUUCGCCUACAAAUUGAUGUCAAGGCUGAACAGCUCUAUUCUUGUUUGAAAUAGCAUGUUUAUUUUUGUUUUUUAAACAAAGUUUUAAUAGUGGCCUUUUUGAGUUUGUAAAGUCUGUAAAAUGUAUUAUUCUAAUAAAAAUGACAAAUUAUGAUGCCAAAUAAAAGUAUAUUGUUAGUGCAUAUUGUUUUGAGGAGUGAGAUGUACACAGAGAUGUUGAUUUUAAAUCAUAAAAACAUUGUUUAUAUCGGUAUGUUUUUUUUAUGCAAAAUAGCAAGAUGUGUUUGGUUGACCAGAUGCGUUCUAUAUUUAAUCAACCAAUAGGGAUUAUCUGACCAGCCCCUCGUUAUAUGUGAGGAAGGCGUGCAGAAAUAAAUAUGGAAGGAAAUGAAAGAAUAAAUAAUUCUCGAAAUGCAUAAAUGUAUGACUACAGAAAUCAUUUUAUAAAUAAAGAGGAAAAUAUAAUGU
Xyrauchen texanus (razorback sucker) is the source of this 2380-nucleotide messenger RNA. It is a transcript of the gene chmp7, whose product is annotated as charged multivesicular body protein 7. Gene Ontology annotation, biological process: late endosome to vacuole transport via multivesicular body sorting pathway; vesicle budding from membrane. The record is from RefSeq and is a predicted model, not a curated record. The coding region runs from base 166 to 1524 and encodes 452 amino acids. The transcript has 11 exons. Lineage: Eukaryota; Metazoa; Chordata; Actinopteri; Cypriniformes; Catostomidae. Gene Ontology annotation, cellular component: ESCRT III complex; multivesicular body; cytoplasmic side of plasma membrane.